AUUAAUAUUUAUGAAUAUUAAUAUUAAUAUUAUUAACAGUGGCACAGUAUACUCGCGAAUUUUAUAAUACUCCAGUGGCCUAUUGCUUCGUUCCUUUAUGUAGUUGCAUAAUCAUAGGUUUAAAAUAAGUGGGACUGGAUGACGUUCAAGAACUACGUUAAGCAACACGCGUCCAAUUGGACGUGUACUUUGGCUUUUGCUAGUUCGGCGAGUCCUGGAGUAGUUCAAAGGUGGCCUAAUUCGGUUCAUUCGGUUUCGGGAGCAGUUGAUACAUUUACCGCUACUGUGAUAGUUUCUUCCGAUUUCUUUAAGUCACAAUUAAGAGGACCGAAAAACUAUGUUGAGAUUAAACAGACUCCUUGCGCUUUCAGAGGCAUUGGUAAAAUAUGGUGAUGUUCAUGCAAGAUGUCUCGCCACGGCAGCGAAUGCUGCCGUUAAAGGAGACGAAACAAAUCCAGCCUGUAGAGAAAAUAUGUCUUUUACAAUGAAUUUAUUUCGAGGAGUUGCAGAAACAAGCCAAGUUUUUCCAUAUCCUGAUGUGUUAACUGAAGAGCAGAAAGAAACUUUAACAAUGCUUGUUGAUCCCACAACUAAGUUCUUUGAGGAAGUCAAUGAUCCUGCAAAAAAUGAUGCAUUAGAAUCUGUAGAAGAAAAGUCUUUGGAUGGUCUUUGGGAGCUGGGUGCAUUUUCUCUUCAAGUGCCACAAGAUCUUGGAGGUUUGGGGCUGAAUAAUACACAAUAUGCUCGUUUAGUGGAAAUAGUGGGUGCACAUGAUUUGGGUGUUGGCAUAACUCUUGGUGCACAUCAGUCUAUUGGUUUUAAGGGUAUUUUACUUUUUGGAACUCCAGAACAAAAAAAAAAGUACCUUCCUCGAGUUUCUACCGGAAGGGAAUACGCUGCUUUUUGUCUGACAGAACCAUCCUCGGGUAGUGAUGCUGGAUCCAUUAGGUCUCGGGCAGUACUUUCUCCUGAUGGAAAACACUACAUUUUGAAUGGGAGUAAGAUAUGGAUUAGUAAUGGUGGUCUUGCUGAAAUUAUGACAGUUUUUGCUCAAACAACAGUCAAAGAUAAAAAGACAGGACAAGAUCGGGAUAAAGUGACUGGUUUUAUUGUUGAACGAUCUUUUGGUGGAGUGACGAAUGGUCUUCCAGAAAAGAAAAUGGGUAUCAAAGCAUCAAACACAGCAGAAGUGUACUUUGAAGAUGUUAAAAUUCCUAUUGAAAAUGUCUUAGGAGGAGUUGGUAAUGGCUUUAAGGUUGCAAUGAAUAUAUUGAACAAUGGUAGAUUUGGAAUGGCUGCUGCAAUGUCAGGAACAAUGCGUGCUGUUUCAAGGAAAGCCAUUGAGCAUGCUACCACACGUUUGCAGUUUGGACGUAGAAUUGAUUCUUUUGGGGCCAUUCAAGAAAAGCUUGCUCGAAUGGCAUUAUAUCAUUAUGUGACUGAAUCAAUGGCCUACAUGAUAAGCUCCAAUAUGGACAGUGGUUCUUUAGAUUACCAUUUAGAGGCUGCAAUAUCUAAGGUCUUUGCUUCUGAAGCAGCUUGGCAAGUAACUGAUGAAGCCAUACAAGUUUUGGGAGGUAUGGGCUUCAUGAAGGAAACUGGUUUGGAGAGAGUUUUGAGAGAUCUUAGAAUUUUUAGAAUAUUUGAAGGCACCAAUGACAUAUUAAGAUUAUUUGUGGCAUUAACAGGUAUUCAGUAUGCAGGUGUUCACUUAAAGGAACUUCAAAAAGCUUUUAAAAAUCCCACUGCUAAUUUAGGACUAAUCUUUAAAGAGGCAACAAGCCGUGCUAUUCGUUCUGUUGGUCUGGGAAGCACACCAUCAUUGGGUCCUCUAGUACAUCCAAAUUUAUCCAACUCUGCCACGAAGGCUGCAAAGAGCAUUGCAGCAUUUGGUGUAGCUGUGGAGAACACGCUUAUUAAAUAUGGGCGUGGAGUUGUAGAAGAGCAAUUUGUUCUUAACCGGUUAGCUAAUUCUGCAAUAGACAUCUAUGCCAUGAUGGUUGUUUUGUCUCGCGCAUCAAGAUCUUUGAAACUUGGCCUCCCAUCCAGUAAACACGAACAAAUGAUGGUUGAAGUUUGGUGCAAUGAGGCACAUCAUCGUGUGAACCGCAAUCUAGAAACAAUCGCUUCAAGUGAGGGUCUUGAUAACUUCAAGAAUCUAGCUGCAAUUUCUAAGAAUAUUUGUGAAGCAGGUGCGAUCCCUACCAACAAUCCUCUUAAUUUAUAAAAGUGCAGAAAAUCAAUUAAUAAAUUUCACUAGAAACCAAAUGACACAAAUAUAUUACAAGUCUUGAAUUAAAUUUCCAUCAUCUUUUGGCUCUAGUAAUAUGCUGUUGUGGGAAAUUUGUUAACAAAUUUUGAAAGCACAAAUAUGGGCAGGUACCAAGGUGUGUUGUAUUUAAAUUUCCUGUUACUAUUUAUAAUCUUUCUUUUUUAUGUUUCCCUAUUUUGAGAUUUUUAAUUUAUUAAUCAGUAUUCCUUUCUGUGAAUUAUUUUUUAUAAAAGAGGUGAAACCCAAUGUUUCUGCAGCAGUACUGAAAUAUAUUGCACCUUCUUAAUGUGUGUUUAAAAUGUAUUUCUAUUUUCAUACUGAAGAUAUAUAAAUAAAUAUUUCACCCUGUAAUUUAUGUAAAGAAUGUAAAUAUUAUAAGCAUAUUUUUUCUGAGUGUAGUGUCUCCUUUAGCCCUUUCUUUCAUUUUCAUAAAAAUCAUCGUCUCUUUUAAAAAAUAAAAAACACAUUGAGAAAUUUGUUGAAUACUUAGAUUAGAUGCAUUUUAACUGAGAUUUAACGAGAACUUCUUCGGUAUUUUACCAUGUAAGAAAGCAUCUUUUCCCUAGAAUUUCUUUCCAUGUUAAGUUUCAUGUCUCACACCAAAACUAAUGUACAGCAUUGUGGCCAGUGAACCUGAAAUCCUUGAAAACCAGGAAAAAAUGGGAAUUUCAAGAAGUCUGGAAGAAAUGGGGGGGGGAGAACUGGAUUUUAUUCUCACACAGGGUUAUUUUUGCAGACUUUUGCCAACUUUCACAUAUUGAAUGUAUAUCUCGCCAUAUUAAUAAGGCCUAUUAUUAUUAUUAUUAUUAUUAUUAUUAUUAUUAUUAUUAUUACUAUUAUUAUUAUCUUAUUCAGUAAUGCACAAUUCAAUUUAGUACAUCAUUAGUAUUAAGUAGUUAGCAAGUAUUAAAAAUAGGGAAUGUAAGAAAAGUCAUGUUUUCUUUGGAAUACUUGGUCAUUCCUCCUCUCUUAGGUCAGAACUUCAUUACAUGGGUAGGUACCAGUAGUGGGUCCUUGGGGUUGGCACUGCCUGAUGAAUAUGUAUUUGUUUAAUUCAUUUCAUAAUUAAAAAAAAGACUUAUUUCAAUAUGGUGUAAGAAGUAUUCUUCCGGAGAUAUAUUAUGAACAUUUCAUUAUUGUGACACAAACCAUUUUUCCAUUUCAAA
Messenger RNA from Gryllus bimaculatus (two-spotted cricket), 3438 nucleotides. NCBI's taxonomy places the organism in Eukaryota, Metazoa, Arthropoda, Insecta, Orthoptera, Gryllidae. The record is from the annotation of a GenBank genome assembly.